AUGAUCCGGCUUGCGACCACUGUCGGUGGAAAAAAAUUCGAUGUGACCGGGCGCGGCCGCGUUGCGGAGCCUGCCGGCGAGCGUGUGUCGCCUGCGAAUACACCUCCAGAGACCGAAAAGUCUUUGCCCCUGCUAGAGAGUUCCGUGGAACGCUUGACGCAGAUAAUCGAGCACCGGCUGGUCAACGAGCCACGCUGCCACCAGCCAGACCGACCAAUGCCCCGUCGUACGUCGACGCCCCCCUUGGUAGAAAACGAUCCCCAAGGUCGCGUUCUCUUCACACUUGAAGAUGGUCAGCGGUUUCUCUACGGACAUUACUCAAAUAUGGCCAAUUGUUUGGGGAUUCUACAAAUAUUGAGGUCCAGGCGACAUGACCAGAACGGUAAUUUUGACCCCCUGUUGAAGCAGGUAUCGGAGUUGUGCAACCUGCUUGGGCCCCAAUUAUUCAAGGUCUCGUCCUCCGCGGAACCGACCCGACUCCUGCAGCUGUCACAGCAGGCCGUGAUGCAAGCAACCGACUGGUACCUUACCCAGGGAAGCUAUAUACAGCACCUGUUUCACCCCAGUAUCCUGCGUUCCCGUAUCCAAAUGUAUUAUCUUGGUACCCUGGGGGUGUCUGGAAGUGGUAUGGAACUGUGCCUGCAGUACCUCAUGCUACAAAGCAACACGCAAAGUAAGGAUAAUGGCUCCGACAGCCGUGAUCACGGCCUAGCGCAGGCAAAUUGCAACGAUUUCUGUGCCACCGCCAGGGCGUCGUUGGUGCAGGGUCAGCUGCAAGCAACCACGCUCGUCAAUGUUCAAGCUUUGGCAUGCAUUGCAAUCAUCGCUUUACAGGCAGAAGACCUUCUACUGGCCGAUGAAGCCUUUCAUGGAUGUUGUGCCAUGGCGCAAAGAAUGGGUUUGCACCGAGAGCGCCAGUCAAGCGAUGAGCAUGUUGAAGAAGCCGAGGAACGGAGAUUGCUUUUCUGGACCACCUUCAUUCUGGACAAAGCCAUCGCUUUUAAUCUUGGCCGGGCUUACAUGCUUCCGAGCUUUGAUUGCAGCACCCCAACCCCAGAUAUGUCGCUCCACAGUGUCCCUGUGGAAGGGCUAUCGGCGAGGAUUGGCCUGGCGCUAAUUCAAGAACGCGCGUAUCAGAUCCUGUUAGCCUCGGGGAACACCCACAAUAAUCGGACUCGUCAGGAAGCCAUUACUGACGUGGUAGACCGAUUAGAAUGCUGGAAAGAAACCCAUUUUUCCUCGUCCGAAUUUUCUGGUAACAUCGUCCCGGGGGCAUGGGACACUAUGACCCAGCGGGCGCUAUUAUAUGAAUACUACACAACACGUGCCGUCGUUCUCGCCCACAGCAUGUUUCCCGAUGCGCCCAAUGAAGUCCUGGCCAGCUCGCGAAAUGCCCUGUCCCAACUGUGCCCUCCCUCGCCCGCGGGCAGAACACUAUUCUCCGAUGCUCGGCGCAGUUGGCCGAAGGGAAGUUAUAGUCUAUUUCCUUUCUUUAUCAUCACCAAGCACAUCCUGCUGGCGGCACAAGAUGCGCCGGACCGCAGGGACUGGAUCAGGUUUCUCUACGACACCAUCUCCUGCUGGGAAUCCAGUCACAGCCUUCGCCUUAGUAUCGCACUAAUAAAACUCGUUUUGCCCCCGUCCGAUCUGAUUGGGUAUCACAGGGAUCAGCUCUCAGGUGAAAAUGUGUUCUGGAACGGUGCUGGGAAGUCACCCCGAUUGGACUCUGGACAACAUUGGGCUUCUUCACUACCGUUGUCCUGUGUCGGACAAGAGCAGAGGGACCAGGACCAGUCAGUCAUGAAUCUAUCCCUCGACACCAUUCUGUCUGUGACAGGUGCUCCGUUAUGUCCCGAAGUCAUGGGUCAGGCUGGUGGCGACCCUUUCUCAUUCGUUGGCGUUGUGAGCUAUCCUGAGUCUAUCGAUUCCAACCUGGAUGAGAUAGACUCAUGUUUAGUGGCGUCCUCCCCACAUGAUACAUUGCGGCUACCGGGACUGACACGGUGA
Messenger RNA from Aspergillus neoniger CBS 115656, 2007 nucleotides. RefSeq names its product fungal specific transcription factor domain-containing protein. The record is from RefSeq and is a predicted model, not a curated record. The transcript has 4 exons. Lineage: Eukaryota; Fungi; Ascomycota; Eurotiomycetes; Eurotiales; Aspergillaceae. Gene Ontology annotation, molecular function: DNA binding; zinc ion binding. The coding region runs from base 1 to 2007 and encodes 668 amino acids. Gene Ontology annotation, biological process: DNA-templated transcription.